GCGUCGGAAGAAGAAGCUGCCGAUCAUCAUUUCACGCUUCGUUCCAUCCCCAUAUAAAAACGUCCAAGGUCUCUUCCAAACGCUUUAUUAACUUCCUUACCGGCAAACGGUCAAGUUCAGCAUCUUCAUCUUCUCUAUCUUCUUCUCAUUUUGGGACUUAACUCUUCAUCAGUUGUUUGAAUUUGUUUCUGUGGAUGAUUGAAAGAAACUGACUUUGAGUUUUAAUUCUGUUCAUAGUUUUGACUUUGGGAGAUAUUUGGAACUGAAUUUCAUAGCAAGAUAUUUGUGAUUAUCUUAUUAAAGAAAUUCUCGCCGGAGGUCAUUACUCCGAAAAAAAUAAGGGUGACUAUAGACUAGAGAAAAUUGUACGAUCCCAUCUAGUCAGACUGAAAAACAUGGGAAAAUUAACGCCGAUUAUAAUAGGAAUUCUAAUAAUUUUAACUGCACAUCUAAGUGAAGGUAAAGUAUCGUUUGAAAAAUUAACAAAUCAAGAUUACAGUGGAACUGUUUAUUACACUGUGUGGAACGUCUCACUGUAUGAGUGCCUGGGAUGGUGCAGAGAAGAAACAGAAUGCGCGGCAGCUGCUUUCAGUUUCGUGGUCAAUCCUUUAACACCCACUCAGGAGACAACGUGUCAACUGCAAAAUGAAACUCAAGCCACUAGACCCAAUGCAGUAUCACAGAGAAGUGUCAACACUUAUUUCAUGGUGAAACUGAAUCUACGUUCGGUUCUUCUCUCAACAGAGAGUGUAUGUAACAGACUAUGGUCUUUCGAACGUGUCCCCAACCAGAGUCUCCGGGGUCUGGAGAAUGCAAUCAUAUUCACAUCCAAUAAGGAAGCUUGCCUCUCCGCUUGCCUGGCUGAAGUUCGAUUUGUGUGUCGCUCUGUGGAAUUCAACUACCUCACCAAGGAAUGUAGAUUGAGUGAGUUUGAUCGAAGAUCUCCAGGAGUCUACGUCCAUAUGGUGGAUUCACAAGGGGUGGACUACUUCGAGAAUGCUUGUCUCCAACCUGACAAAGUAUGCCGAGGACCCAAGAACUAUGGUUAUGCACCAGUCAAUCUGCCACAAGCUUCUUUAACUUACUAUAUUGAUCUCAAUUAUUAUUUGGACAAACAGAUAUUAGUCAACACUCGUCAAGAAUGUCUUCAGCAGUGUUCUCUGGAAAGAGAGUUCGUGUGCCGGUCAGUUCUUUUCCGUGCGGAACCGAGAACAAAAAAAGCCAUCUGUAAACUUUUCCACCUCGAUCACAUCAUGUUUCCCGAUGGAGCUGAAACUUUUGCAACACCCAAUCCUUUCCCCCUCUUGGACACUGGUGAUAGCACUGGAGUGUAUUUGGAGGCUAUCUGCGCAAAUGAUACAUCUUCAAAACGGAAUAAGCCUUCGAAGGGUACCAUCAAUUUGAGUAGUGCACAGCAACAAACUCCCCAGCUACCCACUAGUGUACCAUUUUAUCCAGAGAAUCAGGAUCCUUCCUGCGACGUAUACGGUGUCUGUUACGAUGUGUCCAUCCAAUGCACGGACUCUAAGAUCAUCGUGUUCGUGAAGACAAAUCGCCAUUUCCACGGCAGAGUAUAUGCUUUAGGUAGAAGUGAAACAUGCCACGCCAAUGUACUCAACAGCAAUCAAUUCAGGCUCGAUCUCUCUCUAAACGGACAAGACUGCAACACGCAAUCCAUGGGAGGUGUGUACACGAAUACAGUUGUUUUGCAACAUCACAAUGUCGUGAUGACAAGAACGGAUAAAGUGUAUAAUGUACGAUGCACAUAUGAAGUCACUUCUAGAAACAUAUCUUUUGGAAUGAUGCCAAUCAGGGAUCCAGAUACCAUGCAAGUGACAGCCUCUCCAGAAGCCCCCCUUCCCAAAAUAGUCAUCCUCGGAACGGAAGGAAGAGAAGCUUCCACAGUCAGGAUAGGAGAUAAACUUACCUUCAGGAUAGAAAUUCCUGACGGAACUCCAUACGGAAUAUUUGCUCGCAGCUGUGUGGCAAUGGCAAAAGAUGCAAGAAGUGUCUUUGAAGUGAUUGACGGCAGAGGCUGCCCAGUGGAUGCCAAUAUAUUUCCCCGAUUCCGUGAAAUAGGCAGUUCUUUGGAGAGCAGUUACGAAGCCUUCCGCUUCACCGAAUCCUACGGUGUGAUAUUCCAGUGUAACGUCAAAUAUUGCAUUGGAAAAUGUGAACCAGUAAAUUGUGGACACGGUAUGGAGAAGAGCACGUCUUGGGGUCGUCGAAAGAGGUCUCAGCCUAUUGAGAAGGACAACAGUGAAAUGACCCUAAGCCACGAAAUAUUGGUCUUGGAUUUUGGUGAUGAAGCAGUCAGCUCGAUGAGGGAUGUUAAUUCUGUUAAUGAGAGCACUCACUACAAAGAAUCAGUUUUAAUGCUGGAAACAUGUGCUUCGAAAACAUCUCUAAUGGCUUUGAGCGUCACGAGUGCUCUUCUUUUGGUAUUCUACAUCUGUACUGUGGCAUAUUUUGUGGCACACAAACGAGUCCGCAAGGAAUUUCGAUAAAGAAAACAAGCUUUCUGACUUUACUUCUUUCAUGGCUCUACUUUCCAAAGAAUAUGAGGUUCUUAUAAGAAGCAAAACUACUCUAAGACUCAUGAAACAAAAUUCAAUAUAUGCGUUAUACAUAACAUUUCGGACUAGCAACACCAGCAGAUAUAUUUCCUGAUUAAUUUAUUUUUCGUGAAGAUUUUAACGUUUCUCAAUCAUGCAUUUUAUCAUCAUAUAUUUAUUUCAUCUAUUACAUGUUUCAUCAUUUUUUUUUAUCAUGCAGACAUCUAUGUGUUUGUUAAGUUUUGCAUGUGCAAAACUUUAUUGGGUAUAGGAAAAGGAGGUGCCGGGUUUUGUACUGCAAACUUGUAAAUAUUUUAUGAGACGAAUUGGAAUGAACAUAUUUAUUUUUUAACAAAACUGUACAUAAGCCAAAAAUAAAAAAAGUAUAUUUGUAACUUUUGUUCUUAUUCAGAUUAAGAGUACACACACCAAGGCCACGUAAUUUUGAUG
This is a messenger RNA of Parasteatoda tepidariorum (common house spider), 3005 nucleotides long. Lineage: Eukaryota; Metazoa; Arthropoda; Arachnida; Araneae; Theridiidae. The record is from RefSeq and is a predicted model, not a curated record.